This is a messenger RNA of Hevea brasiliensis (rubber tree), 1272 nucleotides long. RefSeq lists its product as uncharacterized. The transcript is spliced from 2 exons. Lineage: Eukaryota; Viridiplantae; Streptophyta; Magnoliopsida; Malpighiales; Euphorbiaceae. The record is from RefSeq and is a predicted model, not a curated record. Bases 498 to 992 code for a protein of 164 amino acids.
UCUUCUAAACCAAAUAUAAUAAAGAUCAUCAGAAAGUUUGCCAUUGUUACUUGCAUAUUUAAUCCGCUAUGAGAAGACUAGAAUUAAGGUUAUGGAGGUGGAUGCAAAUGAAAUUCUUAAGAUAUGUAAAAUAUAUACCUACAAAAUCCUAAGAUACGAAUCACGUCCUUUUAGGAUCGAUAUCCUACACACCAACCGAUCAAAAUCAUAUAUGUGCCCAACUAAAUCAGAAUUCCAAAGUACUCACAAACCUCCCUGAAAAAACCCACAUUAAUACUCAUCAUUCAAGAACCCUAAUCACAGCCCUCUACAAGAAUUAAUUUUUCCUUUCCCAACAAAACUGUUUUCAUUCCACCAAAAUUUAAUGUAGAAGACAAAACCCAAAUACUAGCUUUUAAUUGUCUUCUCUUUUCCCACAAACCCUUUUCUAAACUCCAUGUUUCUCACAAAUUGUCACUAUCAUUCAGCUAAUUCUUAAUAUAUACCGUGGUCCAUUAAUGUCUUCCAAACGUUCUCGUGAUGUUCGGUCGUCGAGUCAGGGAGAGAUUGGGCUGUUGAGCCAUAUUCAGCCGAUUGAAUCUCCAGUAGCCUUUUUUGGGAGGAAACGUCCUGCUCCCAUCACUAACUCAAACUCAAUGACGGUUAAAGACUCCCAGCCGCCGGUAUUGGCAGAGAAGCAACGGACUCGCCAGUGUCGUAUAUUCACAUUUGGAUCGCCAAUUAGGGAGAAGAACGAUGCACUGCCAAAGAACAAGAAGCCUGGUCAAGGGUUUGGAGAGUUUCUAAACGCUUGUUUCUUGUGCAAGAAGAAACUCGAAGAGGGCCAAGAUCUUUACAUGUACCUAGGUGCAUUUUGCUCGCCUGAAUGCAGAGAAGAUCAGAUGGGUUUGGAUGGGUUUGAGAAAGAAAUUGCUAAAGAAUCAUCAACAAGGCUGAAAACAGGAGGAAAGCUCUUCAUAAAAGAUGUGCCCAAGCUGGGGUUUCGCCGUUAAUUAGUAGUUUUAAAGUAAAGGAAUGAAAGUCCAUUUGUUAGUUGCAGAAGUGCAUAGCUGUAAGGUUUUUACGUCCAGCUUUCACUUUUGUUUAGCAAAAGAGCUAUGGGAUUCUAAUUUUCCUCUUAGCUGACAUGUAAAUUCUCAAUUUCUCGUUUUACUUCACAGACACUUAGAUUCUUUUUAGUCUCUUCAAGGGGGAUUGUACUCAAUUUCAAAAUCCCACAGAUAAAUUUUGUUGUUCUUUUUCAAUAUGGUAUUGAAAUUCCAAAGUUUUUCA